This is a messenger RNA of Callorhinus ursinus (northern fur seal), 1615 nucleotides long. RefSeq names its product testis expressed 19 (gene TEX19). Gene Ontology annotation, cellular component: nucleus; cytoplasm. NCBI's taxonomy places the organism in Eukaryota, Metazoa, Chordata, Mammalia, Carnivora, Otariidae. Gene Ontology annotation, biological process: male gonad development; placenta development; spermatogenesis. The record is from RefSeq and is a predicted model, not a curated record.
GCGGCCAUGUGCCCGCCGGUCAGCGCGCGGUACGGGGGCGAGGGCCUGUCCUACCUCCACGCGUCCUGGGUGUACCAGCUCCAACACGGCGGCCGGCUGGGGGUGUGCUUCGCCUGCUUCCGGGCUGCCUUCCUGGAGCUCAGAGACUUGCUGGAGUUGGAAGACUGGGAAGACGAAGACUGGGACCCCGAGCUGCUGGAGCACAGCGAGGCGGGGCCCGAGGCGGGGCCCGAGCCGGGGGCAUCCCCGGGGAUGGGGCUCGGCUGGGGGCAGGGCCACGGCCACCCCGCGCAGGGGGCGACUGCGGACUGGGGGCCAGGCGCCCUGGCGGCGGCCCCUGCGGGGUCUGAGGAGGUGGGCCUGGACCACCACUGGGUGCCCACCGAGCUGGAGCCUCAGGACGCAGCUCCCCUGGGCCUGGGUCCUGAGGAUGCUGACUGGACCCAGAGCCUGCCCUGGAGACUCGGCGGGCCCCCCACCUGCUCGCACUGGCCGAGCCUCCCUGCUCCACCGGGGGAGCCCAUGGUGCUGGAGCUGGGCAGCACCGGGGCGGUGGACCCCGCCGAGGCUGAGGCCUGGCUGAGGGACCUGCAGGUCAUCUCCGUGGUGGGCUGCUACGAUGCCGUCUACGUCCGCAAGAUGACAGUCGGACGGGCCCUGAGGACCCCGGGCCAGGGCUGGGAGCUGCUGCUGGAGCCCGACGAGGUGGUGAGGCUGCAAGACGCGCCCCAGGAGCAGUGGAAGCUGAGCCUGCUGGAGUCCCUUGCUCCGGGGCAGAGCGGAGAGCUGGUCCCUGCGGUCUCAGCCCUGCUGAAGAGGGGAUUCAGCAUCCUCUCCUACUCACCCUGGGCCGCGAGGGAGGCAGGGGAGGGGGCCUCCGCAUCCAGGCCGCAGCCCUCAUCCUCCUGGGGACAGGGAUCCCAGCACCACUGAGACCUGCAGCCACGCGCCCAGUGGGUCCAGGGGGCCUGGGGAGGGCCCGGCUGCCACGGGAGCCUCGGCCCUGGGGGAGCUGCCCUGUUCCCAGCCCUUCAGCCCGGGGCCCCAGAACCGAGGGACCGAGGCCCAAGUGGCCCCCACUGUCCUGGCUGCCCCCUCCCCACAACAGCCAGGGGAGCGACUGGCAAAGAGCAGGGGACUAGUGCCCGGGGAGGGAGAAUGGGCAGCUGCCUAGGGACUGAGAGCGGGGACCCGUCACUGCCUCCGUGGAAGGGACCCAAAGGCCUGGCACCGGGAGAGACGUUCUUCUCCGUCAGACGUCACGGAGCCAGGAAUGCGACGCUCUCUGGGCCGGGGUCGGUGAACGGUUGCCGCGCAGCUUGGGAAGUGGGCUGCGGCACACGCGUCUGUGCACCAGCCCUGCCCCGGCCGCACGCAGGGACGUGUCCCGUGGGGCCCGUAUCCCGGGAGCACGUGGGGGUGGGGGCAACGGGGACGUGUGCUUGCCUUUGCGUGGUCUCUGGGGCCCCAUGGGACCCUGUCAGCCGCAGUGGGGACUCUGGUCUGCGCGGGGAGAGACCUAGUUUCAAAUGUUGGCCAGUUUAUGCAGUUGGACCGUUUAGUACCCGUUUGUUUGUGUGUUGUUUUUUAACUGAAUAAAGUCAUAAGUUUUGAA